Molecule: messenger RNA, 564 nt
Organism: Lycium barbarum (goji berry)
Lineage: Eukaryota; Viridiplantae; Streptophyta; Magnoliopsida; Solanales; Solanaceae
Exons: 2
Coding region: 1-564 (187 amino acids)
Source: RefSeq, a predicted model, not a curated record
AUGAGGCCUCUUUUUUAUGAUUCAAAUUUCAAGAUUGAUGAAGAAACUUCUACUGCCAUGGCAUGGAUCUCAUUUUCAAAUGUUUUUCCUACUUUCUUUGUCAAGGAGUCUUUGUUCUCACUUGCUUCUGCUAUGGGAAAACCUUUGCAUCUUGACUUGGCUACUAUUAAUAAGGCAAGGCUAAAUUGUGCAAAGGUGACGGUCCGGGUGGAUUUAUUAUCAGAUUUCCCAAAGUUUUUUGUGAUGGAGAUUGAAGAUGAGGUUAAAAAACAGACUAGGAAUGUUAAGGUAAAGAUUCACUAUGAUUAUCUUCCAAAGUAUUGCACUGCGUGCAUGUUACAAGGACUUGCAAAUGAGGGGUGUAGAGUACUGCAUCCUGAACUAGAGAAGGAUUUACAUGUUACUACUUCAAAUGAGAAGGUUGUUGACUUGGUUACUUAUCCAAGGGAGAAAAUACAUAAUGGAGAACCAAAGAAAAAUCCUACGCUUGAUGGAGCAAUGGUUCAGAAGGAGCCUCACAAGGUUCAGGAUAAAAGUGUGCAAGAUGAUGGUCUAGCAAAUUAG